CACCACAACCCCAAUCACUACAUCAUUUAACCUAUCCAUGAUCCAUCCAGCAAAAUGCACACCACCAGCACCACCAACUGGGUCCUCUCCACCCCGGAACUCCUCGAACUAAUCCUCCUCCACCUGGACCUCCGCACCCUCCUCACCUGCGCCCCCCUCGUCUGCCACUUCUGGAACACCCUCAUCCAGCAAUCCACCCCCCUCCAAGAAACCCUAUACUUCAAACCCAUCAAACCCAAACACCACCCCUCCAACGCCAAUGCAUCAAUCGCACGAACCCUCAAUCCACUCCUCGUAGAUUCCUUCCCCGCUAUCUUCCACCAGAAUGGGACUGUCUUCCCUCAAAAUAAAGAACCCUUCUCCCUAACGGAUCUGGAUAUGGUUCGACGGCCAGAGAAGAGAGAUAGUUAUCUCAGACCCGAGGCCAGUUGGCGCAGAAUGCUCAUUCAGCAACCUCCCGCGACGAAGUUGGGGGUGUUUAGUUGGUCGGGCGGGAUGUUCGGGUAUGGGUUUGUGUAUGAGGUUCAGGAACUCACCCCCACCGAGAGAUACGACGGCAUCCGCAUGGAAAUGCUCUUCAACCCGCUCAUCUUCCACCGCAACCUCGCACCCACAUUCAACCCAGCGAGUAUCUACUGGUGGGGCGAAUGUUCGAGUCCGUUGAUCCGACGACAUCUAAGUGAAGUGGGGGUUACGACGCUGCCGGAUGUGAUUCUGUGUAUGUGUGCCAUGGUGUCGUGUACGGAUCCGGAAUCGGAUUUUGAGAAUGAGGAGGUGGAGGUUGUGGAGGGGGUGAGGGGGUGGUUUCGGGGGAGGGGGAUGGAUGGGGGGUUGGAGGGAUUGGGGAAGCAGGGAGGGGGAGGGUGGGAGAAAAGUAUAUAUGAGAAACGGGGGUCGUGGGAUUAG
Aspergillus ibericus CBS 121593 is the source of this 906-nucleotide messenger RNA. RefSeq lists its product as uncharacterized. The coding region runs from base 55 to 906 and encodes 283 amino acids. Gene Ontology annotation, molecular function: protein binding. The transcript is spliced from 2 exons. The record is from RefSeq and is a predicted model, not a curated record. Lineage: Eukaryota; Fungi; Ascomycota; Eurotiomycetes; Eurotiales; Aspergillaceae.